Molecule: messenger RNA, 941 nt
Organism: Hymenoscyphus albidus
Lineage: Eukaryota; Fungi; Ascomycota; Leotiomycetes; Helotiales; Helotiaceae
Source: the annotation of a GenBank genome assembly
AUGGCCGAACCCGUCCUCUCCACCCCGCGCAUCCUGGCCCCGCACCUCGACUCCUUCACCUCGCGCACCGUCCGGCUCGUCGGACGCGUCACGCAGCUCCGCGGCGACCGCGCGACCAUCGACUGCGGCGGGAACAUGACGGCGAUUCUGAACCGCGAUGCGCAUCUGACCGUCGGUCAUGCGGUGGAGAUUGUGGGGAAGGUGAAUGGGGAUUUGAGUGUCAAGGUGUUGAGGAGUACGGAUUUGGGGAGGGAGGGAGCGAUUGGUAUGUAAAAUUUACUCUGUAGAUUUAUGGAUGGUGAUGGGGAGGGGGAGGAUGUGAAGGGGGAGGGUGGAAUUGGAUGGGGCUAAUUGGAAGAUAGAUUUCGAGGCUGUGAAUGCGGUUGUUGAUGCGACGCAUCGGUGUAAGGAGAUUUUNGAGGGGGAGGAUGUGAAGGGGGAGGGUGGAAUUGGAUGGGGCUAAUUGGAAGAUAGAUUUCGAGGCUGUGAAUGCGGUUGUUGAUGCGACGCAUCGGUGUAAGGAGAUUUUUUACGCGGCUGGUUGAGUGGAUGCGGCGACUGAAUGGAGACGAUGGAUGAUCGGUUUAUGGUUUGCAAUUGUAGGUAGGAAGGGACGAGGAUACGAUACAAUAUGCUACGACGGAUUGCUGUUAUUGAGAGGGGAAUUGGAACUCUGGAAUUGUCUACCUACACUACCAUGACGGGAAAUUAAGGCUGGCUUUGGCUUUGGCUUGCUCUAUUAAAAGGGCAGUGGUAUUCCAGCGAGUGGUGUUACGGCCAUCGAGGUUUGUAGUGGCCUGGUAUGUGUUAUUUUGCCUGGAUUGAAGGUGGUGUAUGAAUCACCAAAAUCACAAUGCUGGUACAGUUUUUACUGCUAUAAUAACUACCCGAGUUUGGUUUCUUGAUUGUAUUAUUCUCUAAAGAAUUAAAGUUUAAAACAA